Oppiella nova is the source of this 438-nucleotide messenger RNA. The record is from the annotation of a GenBank genome assembly. NCBI's taxonomy places the organism in Eukaryota, Metazoa, Arthropoda, Arachnida, Sarcoptiformes, Oppiidae.
AUGAGAUAUAAUAAUCAAUUCUUUACACCGAUAUUUGGUGAAGACUUACUACCAAUCAAACCAUCAAUAGUUCUCGAAAAAGGAGAAUUCAACAAAAACAUUAGUCUAUUGUUUGGGACGUGUAAUGACGAGGGGUCGGGAUUUGUUUCAAGCUUUGGAUUUAAAGACUUGAGUUCCAGCAGUCCCAAUUCGUCCAUGAAUUUGGAGAAAGCUCAUUUUAUGAUAGAAUUAUUGUUUGGUGUAAUGAAAGUCUCUUAUGGCAAAGAAGUGGCAGAUUUUUAUACAAAAGGUCUAACAGAUAAUGACGGAUAUGAACUAAAGAAAGCGGUGUCCAAUGCCUUUGGUGAUUACCAAUUGACCUGUCCCACCAUUAGAUUUGGAGCACACCUUGCAAAAACCCCCGCAAAUACACAGAACUCAUUGGCCACAAGCUAUUGA